CGCCGAGCCAAACGGCCAUCGUAUCUCUCUGACUCUCUCUCUCUCGUAUGGCUGCUGACGUCAGCUCUCUCGUUCAGAUUCUGAGAGGAUACAAGGACGACCGGACGGUGGUGAACGAUUCCGCCGGAGCGAAAACGACGGUCGGUCUCAUGACUCGUGAUCUCCUCGGCGGCGCUUGUGCCGGCGCUGGAGAUCAGUCAAUGGAGCUCGACCUUGACCUGCAAGUCCCCAACGGCUGGGAAAAGCGCCUAGACUUGAAGUCAGGGAAAGUGUAUCUAACACGUUGGGAUUCCACGAGCUCAUCGUCAUCAUCAUCAUCAUCAUCAUCGUUGACUCACACAGACUGGUCGAAUCAAAUAGUCGCGACGAGGUUUCAGGAUCUGAAUUUCCCUCCGACAUUUUCCGGGAAAUCUCCGUCGAAACAGCCCUUGCUAAACCUCUUCGACGACACGAGCCUGGAACUGAAGCUUGUGGCAUCGUCGCCGUUAUCGUCGUCUCUGUCGGUGUCGACAGCGAACUCGAGUUUUGAGAGCGUUUGCACACUCGACAAGGUGAAAUCGGCGCUCGAGAGGGCGGAGAAGAAACGCCAAUCGCCGUCUAACGAGAGCGACAAAGGCCCCGCGUCUGCGUCUCCGGUAGCGGCGGGAUGCCCAGGCUGCUUGUCGUACGUGUUGGUGAUGAAGAAUAAUCCGAAAUGCCCAAGGUGUAAUUCCUUCGUUCCUUUGCCUGCAAUAAAGAAGCCUAAGAUCGAUCUCAACAUGUCGAUAUGAUAACUAUGGGGCCAAUUGAAAAUAUAUUAUUUUGUUGGGUCUAAUUAUGUAAAUGAUAGAUAAAUCAGGGGUUUGUUUGGGGAAAGGAAAAGAAAAAAAGAGGAUAGAUGUUGGAGAAGGGUAUUUUUGUAAAUUCAUAGAUAAACCGAAUGUUUCUUCGUACUUGGUUCUCUGAUAAUUAUAGUUUCAUUUAUUUUCAGUUUUA
Tarenaya hassleriana is the source of this 975-nucleotide messenger RNA. RefSeq lists its product as uncharacterized. The transcript has 3 exons. NCBI's taxonomy places the organism in Eukaryota, Viridiplantae, Streptophyta, Magnoliopsida, Brassicales, Cleomaceae. Bases 48 to 770 code for a protein of 240 amino acids. The record is from RefSeq and is a predicted model, not a curated record.